ACAGGCCAGAGCGGCCCUAUCUGGCCUGCGUGGCGCAAUGCAGCGCUAGAGCGGCCGGCGGGAGGAGUAGAGUCGCCGGGGCCGGAGCCCGGCAGGAGCCGGGCUAGAGCGGCUGGCAGGAGGAGUGGAGCUGGGCGCAAAGGUGGACUCAGGGCGGCUAGAGCGACGCGGCGGCAGGGGUGGGGAGAGUACGGAGCCCGCGCGCGGAGGCUUCGGUUCCGGUGGCGGUGGUGGCUUCUCUUUCCACCUGGAGCAGCCCUGCAGAGCCCAGGGAGAUGGAAGACGUUGCCCGAGGGGCGGCCUCCCCAGGCCCCUCCCGGCCUGGCCUGGUUCCCGUCAGCAUCAUCGGGGCUGAGGAUGAGGAUUUUGAGAACGAGCUGGAGACGAACUCAGAAGAGCAAAACAGCCAGUUCCAGAGCCUGGAGCAGGUGAAGCGGCGCCCAGCCCACCUCAUGGCCCUCCUGCAGCACGUGGCCCUGCAGUUUGAGCCAGGACCCCUGCUUUGCUGUCUGCAUGCCGACAUGCUGGGCUCACUGGGCCCCAAGGAGGCCAAGAAGGCCUUCCUGGACUUCUAUCACAGCUUCCUGGAAAAGACAGCGGUUCUGCGGGUGCCAGUCCCACCCAAUGUCGCCUUUGAACUUGACCGCACUCGGGCUGACCUCAUCUCCGAGGAUGUCCAGCGGCGGUUCGUGCAGGAGGUGGUGCAAAGCCAGCAGACAGCCGUGGGCCGGCAGCUGGAGGACUUCCGCUCCAAGCGGCUCAUGGGCAUGACGCCCUGGGAGCAGGAGCUGGCCCAGCUGGAGGCUUGGGUUGGGCGAGACCGAGCCAGCUACGAGGCCCGGGAGCGGCACGUGGCGGAGCGGCUGCUCAUGCACCUGGAGGAGAUGCAACAUACCAUCUCUACCGAUGAAGAAAAGAGUGCUGCCGUAGUCAAUGCCAUUGGCCUGUACAUGCGCCACCUUGGGGUGCGGACCAAGAGUGGGGACAAGAAGUCGGGGAGGAACUUCUUCCGGAAAAAGGUGAUGGGGAACCGGCGGUCGGACGAGCCUGCCAAGACCAAGAAGGGGCUGAGCAGCAUCCUGGAUGCCGCCCGCUGGAACCGGGGAGAGCCCCAGGUUCCAGAUUUUCGCCACCUCAAAGCAGAGGUUGAUGCUGAGAAGCCAGGUGCUACAGACCGGAAGGGAGGCCUGGGGAUGCCCUCUCGGGACCGGAAUGUUGGGGCUCCUGGGCAGGACACCCCUGGAGUCUCUCUGCACCCUCUGUCCCUGGACAGCCCAGACCGGGAAUCAGGUGCCGACGCCCCCCUGGAGCUGGGGGACUUAUCCCCGCAGGGCCCAAUGAGCCUGGAGCCCCUGGCGCCCCCAGAGAGUACCGAUGAGGGGGCCGAAACCGAGAGCCCUGAGCCUGGAGAUGAGGGGGAGCCGGGGCGGUCAGGACUGGAGCUUGAACCAGAAGAGCCUCCCGGGUGGCGGGAACUCGUCCCACCAGACACCCUGCAUAGCCUGCCCAAGAGCCAGGUGAAGCGGCAGGAGGUCAUCAGCGAGCUGCUGGUGACAGAAGCGGCCCACGUGCGCAUGCUGCGGGUGCUGCACGACCUCUUCUUCCAGCCCAUGGCGGACGGCCUCUUCUUCUCCCUGGAGGAGCUGCAGAACAUCUUCCCCAGCCUGGAUGAGCUCAUCGAGGUGCAUUCCCUGUUCCUCGAUCGCCUGAUGAAGCGGAGGCAGGAGAGUGGCUACCUCAUCGAGGAGAUCGGAGACGUGCUGCUGGCCCGGUUUGAUGGUGCUGAGGGCUCCUGGUUCCAGAAAAUCUCCUCCCGCUUCUGUAGCCGCCAGUCGUUUGCCUUAGAGCAGCUCAAAGCCAAGCAACGCAAGGAGCCUCGGUUCUGUGCCUUCGUGCAGGAAGCUGAGAGCCGCCCGCGGUGCCGCCGUCUGCAGCUGAAGGACAUGAUUCCCACGGAGAUGCAGCGGCUGACCAAGUACCCCCUGCUCCUGCAGAGCAUCGGGCAGAACACAGAAGAGCCCACGGAACGGGAGAAAGUAGAGCUGGCAGCUGAGUGCUGCCGGGAAAUUCUACACCACGUCAACCAAGCCGUGCGUGACAUGGAGGACCUGCUGAGGCUCAAGGACUAUCAGCGGCGCCUAGACUUGUCCCACCUUCGGCAGAGCAGCGACCCCAUGCUAAGCGAGUUCAAGAACCUGGACAUCACCAAGAAAAAAUUGGUCCACGAGGGCCCACUGACGUGGCGGGUGACAAAGGACAAGGCUGUGGAGGUGCAUGUGCUGCUGCUGGAUGACCUGCUGCUGCUGCUCCAGCGCCAGGAUGAGCGGCUGCUGCUCAAGUCCCAUAGCCGGACACUGACGCCCACGCCCGACGGCAAGACCAUGCUGCGGCCUGUGCUGCGGCUCACCUCUGCCAUGACCCGCGAGGUGGCCACCGAUCACAAAGCCUUCUACGUCCUUUUUACCUGGGACCAGGAGGCCCAGAUAUACGAGUUGGUGGCACAGACUGUGUCGGAGCGGAAGAACUGGUGUGCCCUCAUCACCGAGACUGCCGGAUCCCUGAAAGUCCCUGCCCCUGCCUCUCGCCCUAAGCCCCGGCCCAGCCCGAGCAGCACCCGAGAACCCCUCCUCAGCAGCUCUGAGAACGGCAAUGGUGGCCGAGAGACGUCUCUGGCUGAUGCCCGGACCGAGAGAAUCCUCAGUGACCUCCUGCCCUUCUGCAGACCAGGCCCCGAGGGCCAGCUCGCUGCCACGGCCCUUCGGAAAGUGCUGUCCCUGAAGCAGCUUCUGUUUCCGGCGGAGGAAGACAAUGGGGCGGGGCCUCCUCGAGAUGGGGAUGGGGUCCCAGGGGGCGGCGCCCUGAGCCCAGCACGGACCCAGGAAAUCCAGGAGAACCUGCUCAGCUUGGAGGAGACCAUGAAGCAGCUGGAGGAGUUGGAGGAGGAAUUUUGCCGCCUGCGACCCCUCCUGUCUCAGCUUGGGGGGAACUCUGUCCCCCAGCCUGGCUGCACUUGAGGUCCCUGCCCAGGAAGGCCUUUUGCAAGAAGGAGAGGAAUCGGGGAGAGGACGUGAGGGACCCCCCCCCCACCCACACAGCUGCCGCAGCAUCUCACACCCUGCGGGCCUGAGGAGAGGGAGCUGUGGGCCACACCUGGGAGGGGCCCAGCUGGGGUCACUGGCCCUGCAUGAGCCUCAGCCAUCUCUCCCUCUUGCCCUCUGCUUGGGGGACACAGGGCUUCAUUCCGGAGGGCACCACGGUGACCUAGGCCAUCUCAGUAUUGCCUGUGGGGGCCACCCCUCCACUCCCCACCCCCAAGUGCCUUCGCUCUGUUUUUAUACCCUGAAUUGGAGGUUUAUUUUUUAAUAUAUAUUAUCUAAGAAGA
This is a messenger RNA of Rhinopithecus roxellana (golden snub-nosed monkey), 3382 nucleotides long. It is a transcript of the gene ARHGEF1, whose product is annotated as Rho guanine nucleotide exchange factor 1. The coding region runs from base 276 to 3014 and encodes 912 amino acids. Gene Ontology annotation, molecular function: guanyl-nucleotide exchange factor activity; GTPase activator activity; G protein-coupled receptor binding. Gene Ontology annotation, biological process: G protein-coupled receptor signaling pathway. Lineage: Eukaryota; Metazoa; Chordata; Mammalia; Primates; Cercopithecidae. Gene Ontology annotation, cellular component: cytoplasm. The transcript is spliced from 29 exons. The record is from RefSeq and is a predicted model, not a curated record.